GCCCGGUGGAAUGUAGGGUGGCGCGCUCCCGCGGGCGCCCGCGGUGCUGCAGGCAGGCAGGCAGGCAGGCAGGCAGGCAGGCAGGCAUUCGGAAUGGCCCCCCGCUGGGCGGCCCUGGUGCUGCCCGCCGCUCUGCUGGGCGGGCUGCCGCGCGGCGCGGGCGCCGGGGCGCUGCGGCGGCAGCAGCCAGCUGGGCCCAGGCGGGCGAGCUCCGCGAGCCUGCUGGACAAAGGUCAGCGGAAGUGGAACUGGGAGUCCGCGUCCGAGGAAACCAAGACGGAGUGGGGCAUCGUGCUGAAGAGAUACGUCAUGUUCGACAUGAACCUGCUGGAGCUCGAGCACCGCUGGGACCUGGCCAUGCCUUCGGCCGCCGCUGGUGCCGGCCCAGGCGCUGCGGGCGCCGCCGACGAGCAGCUGGAGAAAGUCCAGGCCAAGGUCGCGAAGCUGCACGACAACCUCGAGAAGGCGGUGCUCGACCAGAACACGAGCGACAGCACCGCCGAGGACAUGCAGAGGGACAUCAGGACGAACCACCUGACCAAGGAGCAGAAGCGCACCCUUCGGGAGGAACACCAGCGUGAGAGGUUCGGCUUCUUCGCCGUCGAGGCCUCGGCGCAGGACGUCUUGUCCCAGGCGACGGCGCUGGUGCAGGCCAUCGCGGCGCGCAGGGCGCGGCCCUCGCAGAGCUGGGCGAGCAUCGUGCCGGCCCCCGCGACCUACCCGGCGCUGCUGCCCGGCAACGCCUCGGCAGGCUGGCCGCCGCCCCCCGCCUCUGGUGCCCGCCG
Prorocentrum cordatum is the source of this 785-nucleotide messenger RNA. The record is from the annotation of a GenBank genome assembly. Lineage: Eukaryota; Dinophyceae; Prorocentrales; Prorocentraceae.